AAUAAGUAGAAAGAGAGAAUCCAUUUGAGCAGGUGAACUCCUCAUCGACAUUACAAAUCUACUCUGCAAACCCAAACCCUAACCGCUGGACUUGAUCUCUCUUUAAACACAGACAAAAUCCUAAUAGUAAGCCCUAGUGUCCACGCUCUGAAAUCUUUGUAUCAAUUCUUGAAUCAACGAUCCCUUUGGACAUUCUUUUACAAAUCCCUGUGAACCUUUCCAACUGAACCCUAACCCUAAGCUUAAUCUGAUUUUGAGGGUUGGUUAUACAUAUGCUCCACCACCAUCAUCGCCAUGUUAGCAGAGAAGAAAUGGCUCUUCACACUCUUCUCCGCCGCCUUCGUCUCUCUCCUCCUCUUUCUCUCGUCGAUCUCCGGCUUUAACGCUUCUUACGCCUUAUCCUUCCACAAGCCCUUCUCUUCGACGGUCCACCACGGGCUCCAUUACCCGCCGGCAUUCGCCUACUACAUUUCCGGCGGCCGCGGCCACAAGGACCGGAUCCUCAGACUCUUGCUUGCGGUUUACCACCCCAGGAAUCGGUACCUUUUGCAUCUCGGGGCUGAUGCCUCGGACGAAGAGAGAAGACUUUUGGCCUCUGCGGUUAAAUCGGUGCCGGCGAUACGAGCAUUUGGGAAUGUGGAUGUGGUGGGGAAGCCGGAUCGAUUGACGUACAUGGGGUCUAGCAAUAUUGCUGCGACAUUGCGUGCCGCCUCGAUACUCUUGAGAGUUGACAGUGGAUGGAAUUGGUUUAUCACUUUGAGUUCAAUGGAUUAUCCUCUCAUCACACAGGAUGACUUGUCCCAUGUAUUCUCCUCUGUUAGGAGAGAUCUCAAUUUCAUCGAUCAUACCAGUGACCUUGGAUGGAAAGAGUCUCAGCGUGUCCAUCCUAUAGUAGUUGACCCAGGCAUUUACUUGGCAAGAAGGUCUCAAAUUUUCCAUGCUACAGAGAAGCGGCCCACCCCUGAUGGUUUUAAAUUUUUCACAGGUUCUCCAUGGGUCAUUCUGAACAGAUCCUUUCUGGAAUUCUGCAUUCUUGGUUGGGAUAAUCUCCCCCGAACGCUCCUAAUGUAUUUUACGAAUGUAAUUUUGUCUGAUGAAGGUUAUUUCCAUUCUGUCAUUUGCAAUUCACCGGAGUUUAGGAAUACGACUGUGAACAAUGAUUUGAGAUACGUGAUCUGGGACAGUCCUCCCAAAAUGGAACCUCACUUUCUCAAUGUAUCUGAUUAUGAUCAGACAGUUCAAAGUGGAGCUGCUUUUGCCCGACAAUUCCAAAAAGAUGACCCAGUGCUAAAUAUGAUUGAUGAGAAGAUCCUCAAGCGAGGGCGUAACAGAGUUGUUCCAGGGGCAUGGUGCACGGGCAGGAAGAGUUGGUGGAUGGAUCCUUGUUCCAAUUGGGGAGAUGCCAAUGUCUUGAGGCCUGGGCCUCAGGCAAAGAAGUUAGAGGAGUCAGUGACUAACCUUCUUGAGGACUCGAAUUCUCAGUCGAAUCAGUGCAAAUGAAUAUUGAUCAAACUUAAGGAAGGUAUUCUGAAGCGCGGUGCAAUUCUUGUGCAUCUGAAGUAUAUUGACCUGUUUGAAAGACCAUCGGUGAGACAAAUUCUUUGGUUGCUACUGUCUAUAUGUUGUGGGGGUUCCUCUGGUCAUGGGCUUUGACGGUGAACAUGUUCAGGAUAGAAGUUGAUGGAUGGAAGAAUUAAAUUCAUUUGAGGUUUUUGGGCUGUAUUGUGGCUUGGUGUUGAUACUAACGCAGGGCCUGUCAGUCAUUAAAUCAAUAAGAGGAAUGCCUCCCUCUAUGCUCUGCCAUAUUUUCAAGGCCGAUGUAUCUUCAACCAGUCAUUCCAUUUGUCAACUGUUUGCAAUUUGAGGCAGUUUCAUUCUUUGAACCCGAAGUGUAUCGUUUUUCCGAUGAAUCUCUAUCUGCAUACGCAAAAUGCGCCUUUGAUGAUA
Vitis riparia (riverbank grape) is the source of this 1947-nucleotide messenger RNA. Its product is annotated as beta-glucuronosyltransferase GlcAT14A-like. Gene Ontology annotation, molecular function: glucuronosyltransferase activity. The transcript has 4 exons. The record is from RefSeq and is a predicted model, not a curated record. Bases 295 to 1500 code for a protein of 401 amino acids. Gene Ontology annotation, cellular component: membrane. Lineage: Eukaryota; Viridiplantae; Streptophyta; Magnoliopsida; Vitales; Vitaceae.